This is a messenger RNA of Labeo rohita (rohu), 2895 nucleotides long. It is a transcript of the gene sncaip, whose product is annotated as synuclein, alpha interacting protein. The transcript is spliced from 10 exons. NCBI's taxonomy places the organism in Eukaryota, Metazoa, Chordata, Actinopteri, Cypriniformes, Cyprinidae. Gene Ontology annotation, molecular function: ubiquitin protein ligase binding. The record is from RefSeq and is a predicted model, not a curated record. The coding region runs from base 135 to 2432 and encodes 765 amino acids.
CGGGGUCGCGCGCGCUGAGGAGGCUGAAGGAGGCGCGCGCUCGUGUCACAUUCUUCAGAUGAUCCGCUAAUCAGCACAAACACGCACAGACAAUCGGCGACAGACAGCAGCGGACACAAGAAUGCUGACUGAAGAUGGACGUUCCUGAAUACCUGGAUCUGGAUGAGAUUGACUUCACUGAUGAUUUACCUUACGCGUCCAAGAGCAUUCCUGAGUUGUGCCGGAGACACGAUGGGGCGAACGACGAGAGACAAGCUCCGUCCAUCAACUGGGCUCGUAGUGCGGCGUCACACGGCGGAGCGGGAAUCAAACCCACCGGUAUCGCCGACGUCUACAGCAAGUUCCGACCGGUCAAACGCGUGUCUCCGCUCAAACACCAGCCGGAGGAGUCGGAGCCGGAGACCGAAGGGAAGAGCGGCGAGCAGAGCGCCGAGGCCGGCAAAGAGGACGCCUGCGCCGUCAAGAGCAAAGGCCUGCCGCUGAACGGAGCUCUGUUUGGAGAGCUGGAGCACUACGACCUGGACAUGGACGAGAUCCUGGACGUGCCCUACAUCAAGUCCAGCCAGCAGACGGCCACCCUCCCGCACGACAAGAGAAGCGCUGGCGCUAAAGGAGCGACGCUCACGCACUCCGAGAGCCUUAGUGGCGGGACGCAGUUCUGUGUACUCUCGCCCGUCAACUGGCCCGACAUCAGGAAGUCAAAGUCAGUGGAUCAGGACUAUCUCAGGGCUCAGAGCGCUCACGGAUCAGAGCCGGACACGCUCCUGUCGGGCCUCGACAAAGCUGACGGCGGCCCAAGCACGUUCCCUCUUCAGCCGGCCAAAGGCCCGAGGCAGGACAAGCCCUGGAGAUCGUUUGGAGAAGCUGACGAAGAAGCCAAGAAGACGCAAAACAUCCUGAACAUCGUGAGAGAAGGACAGAUCUCACUGCUGCCUCACUUCGCGGCGGAGAACCUGGAGCGCAUCCGAGACGAGGAUGGGAACAACCUGCUGCACGUGGCUGCGGCUCAGGGUCACGCCGACUGCCUGCAGCACCUCACCUCGCUCAUGGGAGAGGACUGUCUGAACGAACGCAACACGCAGCAGCUCACGCCCGCCGGCCUCGCCGUACGGAACGGACAUUUAGAGUGUGUGCGCUGGAUGGUGAGCGAAACCGAAGCCAUCGCCGAGCUCAGCUGCAGUCGUGAGCAUCCCAGCCUUAUCCACUACGCCGCACGGCACGGACAGGAGCGCGUCCUGCUGUGGCUACUGCAGUUCAUGCAGGAACAGGCCAUUUCUCUGGACGAGGCCGACCAGAAUGGAAACACGGCGGUGCACGUUGCGGCUCAGUUUGGCCAUCUCAGCUGUGUUCAGACUCUGGUGGAGUAUGGCUCGAACGUGACGGUGCAGAACCAGCAGGGCGAGCGUCCGUCCCAGAGUGCCGAGCGGCAGGGUCACAGCACGUGCUCGCGCUAUCUGGUGGUUGUGGAGACGUGCAUGUCACUGGCGUCGCAGGUGGUCAAACUGACCAAACAGCUGCACGAACAAACCACGGCACGAGUCGCUCUACAGAACCAGCUUCAGCUGCUGCUGCAGGCGCACGAGCUCAACGGGAGACCGCCAUCACCCAGCUCUCAUGUUGCUCCGGGUGACUCGUGGCCUGAGAUGACGCUGACAGCUGAAGUGGCUCCUGAUAACGGUCAGUGGGUGCUGAAGCAGAGACACAUGGACUCGGACGCCGUCCUGCGCAAGCUGCUGGGGAAAGAGCCGGCUGCCAAAGACAGACCACCUGACGGAGAGGCGGAGCUGGGGGCGGGGCCCGGAGCUGGGCCAAUGAGACGUCUGGGGCUGGGCGAGCGGCGGGAACUCAAGCUGGCCCGUCUCAAACAGAUCAUGCAGCGUUCACUUAGCGAAUCAGAUGGCGAAGCGGCGUAUCCUGCAGACGAGUCCAAACAGCCCCGACCCGAGCGACCCACGCAACUGCCCAUCGCGGAGCCCGAUGAGCACAAACACAAGCACGGCGCCAAGUUCUCCUUCACGCACAGGACUUCCAAAUCGGUGGACGUUUACAACCCGUCUCCGUCGUCGGACCAAAGUGACCCCGAAAUGAAAACUGAUGUGACUGGAGAGCAAACCGACGGUCAGAAGAUCACCACGAGUCCCAAAAGCGCCCUCAAGUCCCCGUCCUCGCGCAGAAAGACCUCGCAGAACCUCAAACUGAGGGUCACGUUUGACGAGCCGCCGAGAAAAGACGCGCCCGCGCCGGACGUCAAAGCCCCGUCCGGAAAGGACAAACCGGAGUCUAGCAAACGAGCGUUCGGGACGUUCCGCUCCAUAAUGGAAACCCUGAGCGGAAACCAGAACAGCAACAACAACAACGCUCAAAGCAAACACGCCGGGACGUCCGGGAAGAAGAGCGAAUCCAAGAGCAAAAGCAAGACGAGCGCUGUUUAACACAGCAUGAUGUUACACUACAGUGAUUUGCACAAGAAACUGAUGCAGAUGAACACCAGGUGCUUGAUAUGAAUCUUUUCCACACUAUUUGCCAUGUACAUAAGAACACACUUUCUUACCUGCGCAUUUUGAAAUCGUAAUUUUGCAAUACUGUGAUUUUGUAUAGGCGCAAUAAUCAAAAACAAGCAGAGCCGUACAGCGAACGAACAAACGAAUGAACGAACCAAUGAAUCAUGUUCUUUAUGAAAUGAUUUGGUGCACAGAACUCUUGAAGGAAACCAGCGCUGCAUCUUCACUUUCUGAUUGAUUUCAUAACUCUAAUACGUUUAUAUGUAAUCUCUAUUGUUUUGAGUUAAAGUAUGGAUUUAUAAUUUAACUAUUAUGUUUGAAUGCAAGAAACAUUAUAUUAUUGGAAUCAUUGUAACAACAAUUUGGAGAUUAAAAUAAAGACAUUUUCAACUGA